AUGUCUAAGUCCAACCACAAGACCCUGUUGCGGGUGCUGCUGUGGUGGGCCACCUUCCUGUCCCUGUGCCAGGCCGCGCUGCUGCUGCUCUUCUUCACCAUGGGAGGCUACAGGCAGCCAUCUUCAGAGCUCGGCAUUCCCCAUGUGAGAACCAAAAUGUUUAACUAUAAGGCCAGUGCAGCAGUUUACCCAAACCGCACCCUCACAUGGUACGCUGUGUAUUCUAAAGAUCUCCCCAUGGAUGAGGGACAUUUAGGGGACCUCAGCAUCAAAGAGGACGGAUACUUCUUUGUGUGCCUCAGAAUAACCCUGAUCAGCUCCAGCAGUGAUGUAGAUGAAGUGAGUCUUAAAGAGGUGAAAGACACUGGGGCUGAAACCCUACUGACGGGAUGGAUCGAUAACCAGACCUUGAGCACCGGUCUGCUGUGUAAAACAGAGAGGCUGUCUAUCGGGAGUGCACUGAGGGUCCAGAUCAAAACCAAACACCCCGAGAACGUGAGGAUCAAUGACAGCCAGAGCCUUAGCUCCUUAGACCUCAUCUACAUACCCUACUGA
Messenger RNA from Knipowitschia caucasica, 555 nucleotides. Lineage: Eukaryota; Metazoa; Chordata; Actinopteri; Gobiiformes; Gobiidae. The record is from the annotation of a GenBank genome assembly.